Macrobrachium nipponense is the source of this 4453-nucleotide messenger RNA. RefSeq names its product D site-binding protein-like. Gene Ontology annotation, molecular function: DNA-binding transcription factor activity, RNA polymerase II-specific; RNA polymerase II cis-regulatory region sequence-specific DNA binding. The record is from RefSeq and is a predicted model, not a curated record. Gene Ontology annotation, biological process: regulation of transcription by RNA polymerase II. NCBI's taxonomy places the organism in Eukaryota, Metazoa, Arthropoda, Malacostraca, Decapoda, Palaemonidae. Gene Ontology annotation, cellular component: nucleus.
GGCCAGUGUCCCGGGCAGCGCCACACCAACAGCACAUAAACCAACCGUAGCAGCGCACACCGCCCCUUCAGGGGGAUCUCGCCCCUUUUUGACUUGCUCGAGCGCCUCGAAUAUAUACAUCUAUAUUGCCUUGUUCUUUUCCUGAGUGUGUGUGAGUGCCUGCCAGCUCUCUCCCCCCUCCUCCUCCUCCUCCUGCCACAGGACGGCAACAACUUUGAGUGAUAAUUGUGCUUCGGAAAAUAUAAUGGAAAUCAUGCAGCAGAGUGCCAACCACCUGGACGGUCGCUGGAGGUCUCAUCUGCUUCCCUAUAGUGGUCAUGCACUCUCCUCCAUCCCAAACCUUCACAGUCACAUCAGACAACAGAUGAUCUCUCAACAGCCUGAUCCCCAACAACAGCAGCAGCAGCUUCCCCACCUCCAACACAGCAGCGGUUCCCCAAGCGAACAUCUGCAACAGCAUCAGUUGCACCAGUCACCAUCACAGCAGCAACAGCAACAACAACAGCAACAGAUGAGACAAAUGUCAUCGCAAAUGCAACAAAGACAAGUGAUAGUAGAGCAUCAGCAAAGACGUGAUCAUUCUUCCUCCUCCUCGACCUCCUCUUCUUCUUCUUCCUCCUCCUCCUCAUCCUCCUCCUCGCUUUCCCCGACGAAAGACCCACACCAACAACACCACCACCAGCAACACCACUCUUUGGGGUCCGGUGGAAGUAAAACGAUAAAUGCGAAUAGUCUGCCGUCGCCGUCUCUCCAUUUGAAUUCAUUAACACUCCAAAGUUCGCCGUCCUCAGCAUCUCCUUCCACCCCGUCGACGCCCUCGCCUCCCACGCCUUCGCCAGGAAAGAGUGGUGGGAAAGAUGGAGAAGAGAAAAAGGGGGAAGAGUGGGAACAGUACAAUGCUGGGGCGGCCUUUCUAGGACCAACCCUAUGGGACAAGACGCUGUCCUACGACGCCGAUCUCAAGGUCUCCCUAGAGUAUAUGGACCUAGAUGAGUUUUUGAACGAAAACGGCAUCCCCAUUGAGGACAGCAAGCGCGCCGGCGCCAACGCCACCACAGGUGGCGUGAACGGGAGCGCCGUUGGCGGGCUACCCAGUGGCACCAACAGCAGCGGCCUGAGGGCAGCACAAUCCCCGGGCCCCUCCUCCCCGGAGACCUCAUCCCCGCAGAUGGGCUCCGGCAUGGGAGCCUGCCCCCAGGGUGCCGGCGUGUCGUCCGGCCUGGGAGCCGCCCCCCCCGCCACCAGUGUUGGAGCCCUAAGCGUCGCUCCCCCAGCUCUUUCCCCUCAGGACUACGGAGGAGACUGUUCCUCCUCCGUCUCCUCGCCAGGCUCACCCGACCCCCACUCCCCCCUUCAGGUCACAGAACCAGUACCUGGGCAGGACUUUGAUCCACGUACCCGCUGCUUCUCAGAGGAAGAGCUGAAACCGCAGCCCAUGAUCAAGAAGAGCCGUAAGCAGUUUGUGCCACCUGAGAUGAAAGAUGAAAAAUAUUGGGCCAGGCGUCGCAAAAACAACUUGGCUGCAAAACGUUCCCGUGAUGCUCGUAGAUUGAAGGAAAAUCAGAUUGCUAUGCGCGCCAAUUACCUUGAGAAAGAGAAUUUGGCUCUUCGAAUUCAAGUUGAUAAAGCAACAAAAGAAGUUGAAUCACUGAAGACCCGUUUGGGCAAGUAUGAAGACGUAGAGGUGAAGACUAUCAUCACCGGUAUUGGGAAAUUUGAGGAGGACAUGAAGACCAACAUAACUGAGCAUACAUCCUCACACUAAACAGAUCGUCUUGCAGAAAGUUUUGUCACUUCCUCGAGAAUACUGGAUUUGGAGCCUGUUUCAAAGUUUUGAGAUGCCAUUUGUUAUGCAGUUUAAUCUGUAUUUAACACUAGCAUAUAUGAAAACCAUUAAAACCAUGAGGUUACUUAAAAUGCUCAAAAGUGCAUCCAUAUGUUUAAUGCACAUUUUUCCCAAGACUCUUAUGUAUGCAUGUUUGAGAUUUGUUAUUGUUUUAGAGUUUUAUAAAAAAAAAUAUUGCUUUAAAUUCUUCAUAUUUUAUUUCAAAAGCUAGAAUUAUGGUGGCACACAAAAGUGAAGAUACUGACUGAAUUUUUUGGAUAUUGAAAGGCAUAAUGAGUACCGACUACCUUUUAUGUAUUUACUUCUGUUAUUUGCAGAGCAUGAUAAGUUAUGGUAUAUGUAUCAGCAGAUAAUUUAAAAAGUUAUUAAUUAGUCACUGCAACACUAUGUGAAUUAGCCAAAUACAUUCGUUAUGUGGAAUUAACUAAAUAUCGUACCUUGCUGUUUCUACUCAUGAAGAGACGUAUUCAUAUUAGUUUAGGCAAACCACUGAACUCAAAGCAUAGCUCUUACAGGCUGAUCCUCCCAAGGAUUUUGUUUUUCUUAUAAAAAGCUACUAUUUUUGAACAUAUGUUAAAAGUGUUUACAGCCUAGGUUGACGACACAAGAAGGGUUUCUUUCUUUGUUUUUGAAGCACAUAAAUAGAACGUUACCUUGAAUAGGGAGUACAAUUUGGGGAUACUGUUGUCAGUUACCUCGCAGGAAUUUUAAGUACAGACUGGUCUGUCUGAUUUUUUAUGAGAGCAAAUGGUGGAGUUAGCUGGGUGUACAAAUCAUAUUUUUCCCAUCACCGUUACUGAAAUAUUAAAGAACAGAGUUAGUCAGUUGGAUCUGUAAGUUAUAUUUUUUGCUAUGGACAACUAAAAGUAUGUCAUCAUAAACAUGUUCCUCAAAUCUAUUUACCUCAUGCAUUAAGCACAAGAUGAAAUCGGUUGAUGGCAAUGUUGGGAAUAUAGGAAAAAUAAAUAUGAUACUGCAUCUUCUCCAUUUAGGUGAUGAAAAUUACCAUCUUGGAAUAGUAAAUAUGAGAAUCACACUCAUCAGCUGGGAGUCCUAAAGGUGGUACAUAAAUUGAAACUUAACAAUAUUAGUUUUGCUAUUGAAAGUGCAAUAUUUGUGAAAAGUUAGACAUGAUAAUCAAAAUUUGGGCUAGCUUUUAACAUUACAGUUAGUUAUGUGGCUAUUAAACAAAAAUAUUUAUGAUAGCAGAAUAUUGAAAUAAACUCUUGAAUUAAUAUUUUACCGCAGGUCAUUUUGUUAUGAUAAUGAUAGCUGUUCCAGGCUUGUUUACACUGCAAUGGACUAAUUGUUAAUUUCAUACUUAUUUCUUCAAUUGUCUCAAGUGCUAAGUGCUGUACACAAACACGAAGGUUUAUCGUCAGAUAUUAAUCAUGCUUUGCCGAGACAAAUUCUUGUUUAAAGUCCGUUCACAACAUUACGGGUCACCGUCCAGUUAUUUCGGUUAAUUUUUUUCCCCUUUUAGUGUAAAUUACACUGUGAGCAGUAAUACUGGAAAACCUCAUGGCAAAGAGUCAUAGUGUUGAAAUGGCAUCUUUUGUUUAUGCACCGUUUCAGCAGAGUGGAAAUUUUCACGGGCAAUAUGAAAUCCUUAGAUGAUUUAUUGCCGAGAUACAGAUCGACUAACAAGGAAUGUACUGUGUUCAUAAAUGAGACAAAUGCUUUUAUAAAUACUAUAAUGUAAAGUCCUAAGUUUCCCAAUCCAGUCUACUGCCUACAACAUAGAUCCUAGCUGUUUUUAUCAAAAUACUUGGUUACUACCAUAUAAAGCUUGGAAACAGGUACUACUGUAGUGGUCUUGGAAAAUGAUCUUGUCAUGUUUCAAUAUACUGUGUAUUCAGCAUACAAAUAUGACUGAAGCCUUUCAGAAGAUGUGCCUGGGCCCACUUAACUUCCUGUAUUUCAGUAGAGUCAGACAAAUCCACUGAGCAUCCUCAGUGAAACAGGGUAAUUUGUUUUAUUUUUUAUUUUUUUUUUACCAAAAUUGGUUUGGCCAAGCCUGGGCCUCGCUGUUAUGAUCUAUGCUAAUCGUUACACACUGGGAAGAUAUUUAAUGGUCAGUUGUGUGAGAAUAUCAUAGAUUUACAUGACUGAUUGGCUAUAUCAUAUACUGUAGUAAAAUUUGUUGAUUUGCCAAUACAAAAUAGUGAUUCUUGCUCAAUCAUAAUGUUGGUCGAUUGUACAGUUUAAUAAGGUAUUGGAGAAGAAGUUAUAUUUUUGGUGAAAAAUUUAUGUUAUAUUAAAAGAAAUGGUGUAUUAUCUUAAUGUACAAUAUAUGUUAUCAAGUUUAUUAUCUAGAUUAGAACAUAGAGAACAUAGAAUAUAAUAUAGUUAGUAAUAUUAAGUGUAAAUAGUAUUAACUUUUAAGGAAAAUAUUAUGAAGCUGUAUACUUUGUCACCUCAUCACAAAUGAUUGCAUUCACUCCUCACUGGUAUUUUCCUAAUUUCAUUCCGUCUUUUUCAUGAUCAUUGCGUGUCUUGAUGUUUGUGUUCUUCAUUUGACAUGUACAAGUUUGCCAGUCAAUAUUCUGCUUUCAAGUAGCCUGUGACUUAUUCUCAGAUGUUAUAUAAAGUAUGGUAUAAGUUUCA